GGUAACGGCAUCUCCAUUUCAAGAAAUUUUCUCUCUUCCAUUUCCCGAGGGAUAGGUGGUGUAUCGUGGGGGGGAUGAAGAAUGGCAUCUACAAAUCAAAUCACGACCUGAAAUCCAACUCGGAUUGAAGAAUUGCAUUUCCGACUCAAUGGCGUUCCGGUUAGGAGCUUUUCCACGCGCCACCGUGGCCUCUCACUUUCCCCUACUCAACCGCAAGAACUUUCUAGUUCUCCCUCUGGAACUUCAGGCUGAGAUUCGGCGCGCUAUAGGCACGCGGAGACUGAGAAUUAGGGUUUCGGAUGGAGGAGAAUCGUAUCUCGGGAUGUGGAAGAACGCGGUGGAUCGUCAGAGGAAAGGCAUAGAGUUUCAGAAAGUUGUGGAGAAUACUGUGGGAAAUGUCGAUUAUGAUGGCGGUGAUUCAAUUGCUGAUCAGCUGGAGAAGAAGAGCGAUGAUUUUAGUAAGAUUCUUCAGGUGCCGAGAGAGGAAAGGGAUCGGAUUCAGCGGAUGCAGGUCAUACAUCGAGCUGCUGCUGCCAUUGCAGCUGCUCGUGCACUGGUCGGUGAGACUGGAUUUGUUGCAGAGGCAGAGGCAGAGGCAGAGUCGAGUUCGCGUGAUUCAGAUCUUUCUAUAAAUUUGAAUCUUAGGAAUGACGGUGGACUGCUAGAGCGUGAAGAAGAUCUAUCUGAAUUUCAAAGUGAGAACACCCUGCUACCUGAGUUAGAAACUUCACAAACUGGAACACCUGGUCCAGAUUUCUGGUCUUGGACGCCCCCUCCAGAUAAUGAUAGGAAUGAUACUACUUCCAGUGAAUUGCAACCAGUUGGAGAAUCACAGGCAUAUCCAAUGUUAUCCAAUUUUGUCGAGGAGAAAGAGCCACCGGUCGGCUUUCUCUCUAUUCCAUUUCAGAGCAAACACUCUGAAAGCAAACUCAAACCUCUUCUACCACCCUUUCAAUCAUCCGUGGUUGUCGAAAAAUUAGAAGCAUCAGAAUCUAGUACUGAGACACAUUCCAUGGAAGAAGGUGCAAAUGUUGGGAUGGAGUUUUUGGUACAGGCAGCAGAAGCAUCACAGGCACUUAGUAUAGAUAAGGAAUCAGCGGAAGGAAUAGAAUCGGAUGGUUCGCGUUGGUGGAAGGAGACGGGAGUUGAACAGAGACCAGAUGGAGUGAUUUGCAAGUGGACACUAACCAGAGGAGUUAGCGCAGACCUAGCCACUGAGUGGCAGAACAAGUAUUGGGAAGCUGCUGAUGAGUUUGGCUAUAAGGAACUUGGUUCUGAGAAAUCGGGUCGCGAUGUGUACGGAAAUGUUUGGCGUGAAUCUUGGAGGGAAUCUAUGCGGCAGGAGCAAGGCAUUUUGCACCUAGAAAAAACUGCAGACAAGUGGGGUAAAAAUGAAAGCGGCACUGAAUGGCAAGAGAAAUGGUGGGAAUAUUAUGGUGGCUCUGGUCAGGCUGAAAAAACUGCUCAUAAAUGGUGUAAAAUUGACCCGAACACGUAUGUCGAUCCUGGUCAUGCUCAUAUCUGGUGCGAAAGAUGGGGUGAAAAGUAUGAUGGACAAGGGGGCAGCAUGAAGUACACAGAUAAAUGGGCUGAACGUUGUGAAGGUGAUGGUUGGACAAAGUGGGGCGACAAAUGGGAUGAAAACUUCGAUCCAAAUGGUCAUGGUGUCAAACAGGGAGAAACAUGGUGGGAAGGAAAGCACGGAGAACGUUGGAAUCGAACAUGGGGCGAGGGCCACAAUGGUUCAGGCUGGGUUCAUAAGUAUGGAAAGAGUAGCAGUGGGGAGCAUUGGGACACACAUGCCCAGCAGGAAACCUGGUACGAGAGAUUCCCACACUUCGGCUUUUAUCACUGCUACAACAAUUCAGUCCAGCUCCGGGAAGUUCAGAAACCAUCUGAGAGGUCGUAGUAAGUCUUUUUUUCUUGAUGCCAAGUGGAAAUAAAAGCUUUUAGUAAAGCUCAUUUUGAAGAAAUAAAUUGAAUGCUUAAUUAGGAUGGUUACCUUUUUCCUUGCAUUGUACAUUUAAAUAAACCUAGCAGUGAUAUUAGAUAUCCUCUUGAGACAAUAAACUAGCUUACUUUCUUUGCUGA
This is a messenger RNA of Cucurbita maxima (winter squash), 2091 nucleotides long. RefSeq lists its product as uncharacterized. Gene Ontology annotation, molecular function: starch binding. Gene Ontology annotation, cellular component: starch grain; chloroplast stroma. The record is from RefSeq and is a predicted model, not a curated record. Gene Ontology annotation, biological process: regulation of starch metabolic process; starch metabolic process. NCBI's taxonomy places the organism in Eukaryota, Viridiplantae, Streptophyta, Magnoliopsida, Cucurbitales, Cucurbitaceae. The coding region runs from base 149 to 1909 and encodes 586 amino acids. The transcript is spliced from 4 exons.